Labrus bergylta (ballan wrasse) is the source of this 1652-nucleotide messenger RNA. It is a transcript of the gene rfc4, whose product is annotated as replication factor C (activator 1) 4. Gene Ontology annotation, biological process: DNA-templated DNA replication; DNA repair. Gene Ontology annotation, molecular function: DNA clamp loader activity; DNA binding; ATP hydrolysis activity. Gene Ontology annotation, cellular component: nucleus; DNA replication factor C complex. The record is from RefSeq and is a predicted model, not a curated record. Lineage: Eukaryota; Metazoa; Chordata; Actinopteri; Labriformes; Labridae.
CGGAAGUUGAUUCCUCAGCCAUGGCGGGAAGAACACACAGCUAGUGAGUGCUGAGCAUGUCAACAAGCUGACUCUACCGAGCACCAAGACAACGAGAUAUCAGGAUAUAUAUAUAUAAAUAUAUGUGUGUUGGGUUUCGACACGCAGUAACGACGACUGCAGGAUUUUGAACUGGGCGCAGAGUUCGUCUUAAUAUUGAUGUUUAAAGUGUUUCUGCUGCUCUAAGAAAAAAAAAACAAGCGGAGUCAUGCAGGCGUUUCUGAAAGGAGCAACUAUCCAGUCGACCAGACCUCAGAAAGACAAGGCAGCAGCUGGACCCAGCACAGAGAAGAGAGCUAAGGCGGUUCCAUGGGUGGAAAAAUACAGGCCUAAGUGUGUGGAUGAGGUGGCCUUUCAGGAGGAGGUGGUAGCCGUGCUGAAGAAGUCUCUGGAAGGAGCAGAUCUUCCCAACCUGCUCUUCUACGGACCGCCUGGAACAGGAAAAACGUCCACCAUCUUAGCUGCUGCAAGAGAACUUUAUGGUCCAGAGCUGUACAGGCAGAGGGUGCUGGAGCUCAAUGCGUCGGAUGAACGUGGUAUCCAGGUCGUCAGAGAGAAGGUCAAGAACUUUGCUCAGCUCACUGUGGCUGGCUCUCGCACAGAUGGGAAGCCAUGUCCUCCUUUUAAGAUCAUCAUCCUGGAUGAGGCGGACUCGAUGACGGCUCCGGCUCAGGCUGCUCUCAGGCGAACGAUGGAAAAGGAGUCCAGAACGACCCGCUUCUGCCUCAUCUGUAACUACAUCAGCAGGAUUAUAGAGCCUCUGACCUCCAGAUGUUCAAAGUUUCGCUUCAAACCUCUGGCCAAUCAGAUCCAAGAACAACGCUUGCUGGAGAUCUGUGGGAAGGAGAACCUGAAAUACACCAAAGAGAGUAUCGCAGCUUUGGUGAAGGUGUCAGAGGGAGACCUGCGCAAAGCCAUCACCUUCCUCCAGAGUGCCGCACGCCUCAAUACGGACAAGGAGAUCACAGAGCGCUGCAUUAUUGAAAUAGCCGGGGUCGUCCCUGACAAGAUGAUUGACAACCUGCUCCAGAUCUGCUUCAAAGGAACGUUUGAGAAACUUGAGAUCGCGGUCAAGGACAUUGUGGAUGAAGGUUAUGCAGCCACACAGAUCCUGACUCAGCUCCAUGAGUCCGUCAUCGAGCGAGACCUGAGCGACAAGCAGAAGUCGGCCAUCACAGAGAAGAUGGCGGUGGUUGGUAAGUGCCUGUCGGAUGGUGCAGAUGAGUACCUGCAGAUAUUGAGUUUGUGUUCAGUCAUGAUGCAGCAGGCGUCCCAGAACAACUGAAAGUCAACAGAGGAGCAUCUCUCUUGGAGAGACACUGAGAGAAUCAGGACCAAAAGCCUCACAGAGACACACAGAGACAUAAAGCACUUCAGCCAGAUUCAGCUGGGUUUGAGGAUUUCAUCGAGGGAAUUCAAGAUGACAGUGAUGUUUUCCAUCAAAGACCAACAGAUCUCCACUCUGGAAGGAGCACUUUCUGAUGCUCUUGAAUCACCAAUCUAAUGCUUCUUUAUUUCUUUUCAUUCAUGUUACUACUACUACAUAGAUCUUGGUUUGAUCUAUUUUUGGAUUUUUGUAAUUUGGAAAGUAAUAAAUAGUUUUUGUAUCUUUU